AUGAUGGGCACAAACACCUGCGACGGGGACGUCUAUAUCCAUAACUUGGCCACCUUUAUCAAAUCGCACGAGCGCCAACUGGCCAACGCCUUGAUCGCCUACAAGAAGACGAAUAAGAAGCCCGUUCAAGGAGAUAAAUCAGGUACAACACCGCGCCAACAGCAGCCAACAACUAAGCCCGUCAGAUUGUCUCUAUCAUUACAUCAUCUCUAUUUUCUUCUGGGUAAGUUUCAGGAGCUUGGCAUCAGUGUCGGUCCUAUGAACAUUCGUCUUGACAAUAUUGACACCGAAAAUGCAAACAACUACGUUUCGUUCCUGAGCGAGUUUCAACGCAACAAAGCCAUUCAAUCGGACGCACAAUCGAUCCAUUCCAUGUCCAGUGUCAAAUCUGUCAUGUCCAGCGUGUCUGCACUGUGGCACAACCUUAGUUACAAUGGUAACAAGGGCGAAAAUAUAAUCAGCGAUCUGAAAUACUUAUAUUCUGCAUUUACCAAGCUCCCAUGUCUCAGACUCGCAAAUGAUCCAAACGCCAAAUUAAUAGAGGGCCACGAAGAGUAUCCGUUCGACACAUCAACUCCAAUUAGGAUCUUCAAAAAUCUUUCAGUUCUCGAGAUUUCUGACCUUGAUCCCAAAGAGAUUUACGGUUGGCAUAUCUUAAGUGAGAAUAUCCGGUUUUUAGUCAUAAAGCGCACUCAUAUAAACGAUCCAUAUGAUGUGCUUGUUUCGUUGGUCAAUGACGACGUUGACAAACGAGGAUCCAUAUAUUCUGAGGGAUCUGAACAUUCGCCAUCUUCAACAGCUCCUCAUGCUAUUCCUGUGUCUAAGCGGAACUCUUUUUCAUCUCCUCCGCUAGCGGGAAGCUCGAAUUUUUCUAGUUCUUAUGGCUCUUCAUACCACCAUUAUUUCAGCGGCUCCUUGCCCGAGAAGUCAUCACCCCCAUCGUCCUACUACUCGUCGCGGCUCCCUGUCGAUGACAAAUUCUCCUUGGUUUCCAGAAGACAGUAUCAAUACCCACAAAAGUCGCGAUACCCUCCUCUUGACCCUCUACCAAUAAUGGAACAGGUUCCUCCGAUGUCUGCACCCAUUGAGUUUCCUUCUCAGCAUUGGAAGCUACUGAAACACCUUUCGCUCACAGAAAAUAAGAUCACCACGAUCUCUGAGGCUGCUUUCCAGAACCUGGAGAAUCUUUCGUCUUUGGAUCUUUCUUACAACAAGCUGACAGAGGUGCCAACAGAGGCGUUAUCGAAACUCGCCAAUCUGAAAUCUUUGAAUCUGUCAUACAACAAGCUUGCUAGUACAAAGUCGUUCCCAAAAGCGCUGCAGAAGUUGACGAUUCUUAAUUUACGUGGAAACCAACUGACCAGUCUUGAUAGUAUGGAGAAUCUGAACGCAUUGGAAAAAAUUGAUUUGCGCCAGAAUAGGCUCACCAAGGUGACGGAAUUGAAACCGCUAUUGCUUCUCAACAGCGAUGCAGUCAAACUAACCACUUUGUACCUUGUUGGUAACCCUGUUGCUAGUAACAGGGGUUACAGAAUUGAGUUGUUCAACUUGUUCAAUGGGGUUUCUUACGGAAACGAAUUAAGAAUUGAUGGUUCUAGACCCGGCAUAUUCGAGUCCAGACUCCUUCUUGACUCGAAAUCCGCACAGCUCAAACUCAACAAGUUUUUGGACGCAAGCAUCAUUAGUAAGAUGACUGAAAGUGUCUCUACAAUGAAUCUGAACAAGAUUGUCACAACCACCACGACAACAAGAGACAAUUCGAUGUCUUCGGAUAUCUUAAAUAAUAGAAUGAGCUCGCAGUCGCGGGUGAGUGUCGCAUCGAAGGAAAGAAAAGACGAUGCCAGGGACUCUUUGGACUCGCGCCAUUCUCACAAGCUCAACCCAUUGAUUGUGGAUUCUUUGAAACAGCCGCAGGUUCCUCCUCCAACGCAAGUUUUGGCACCGAAUACUAAUUUGUUAAACUCUGUUGAACAAAUGGCGCCUCCUCAUAAGCCUUUUUCGCAACGCAAGUCUUCCACGCAUUCGCCUGCUGGGACAAACUUGUGGGAGCAAAUUAUCUCAACUGGGCCGGUUGCGGACACCACCAAGGCUCCGAUAGUGACCACUCCGGUAACCGCUUCAUUUUCGUUGGACAAGCCGCCGCCUGUUGACCCAGGCUCCCAGGUGUCGUCUCCUAGCACAUCGAGUCAGCCUUCAGGGACAGUUUCACUUGAUGAAAACGUUUAUCCUGCAGGGGUCAUUCUGACCAGACAGAUUAACGCUUCUAAUUCUUCUCUCACCACUUCGUCUUCUCGGAAAGCAUCCAAGGAGAGCAACCCAAUCAACAAGAUCAGCUUGGCAGCACCAGCGCUUCCGGUGAUUACGCAAGCCACCACGAUGACCACUGUGACGUCCGACCCGCCGACUCCGCAUAGCCAGCGUCGGAGUGGAACCGAAGGUGAGUACUUUGCCACUUCUCCGCUGGAAAGCUCCAUGAAGCUGCACCCGUUACGGUUGUCAGAGAAAGGUAUUGAUAUUCCGACCUCUGAAUCUUCUGCCACCUUGGAUGUUCCUGGACUGGAAACGGUUCGCCAGGCUCCUGAGGAAAAGUCUCCACCGGAUCCCGAGUCCAAAGACGGGUUUACGCAGGGCCUCAAAAUUCGUGCUAAUUGA
Ogataea philodendri is the source of this 2652-nucleotide messenger RNA. RefSeq lists its product as uncharacterized. Gene Ontology annotation, cellular component: cytoplasm. The record is from RefSeq and is a predicted model, not a curated record. The transcript has a single exon. Gene Ontology annotation, molecular function: protein kinase binding. NCBI's taxonomy places the organism in Eukaryota, Fungi, Ascomycota, Pichiomycetes, Pichiales, Pichiaceae. Bases 1 to 2652 code for a protein of 883 amino acids.